GAACGAAUGGUUUUCGAUUCUUCGUCGAUUUCGAAUCAUUGAGCGCACUCCGGCCUGAAAUGGAUGGGAGGUGGUCGUCGUCGUCGGCGGUGAUUGGGUUCGGGCUUCUUCUCUUGGUGUCUGCCUCGGCUCAUCGGAGGAUCAUCGGCGACGAAAAUGGUGCCUCGCCGCGUUCUUAUCUUUUUGAUUUUGUGAAUUCCUUGUGGCGUCCUGAUGAAUCGUCGUAUACCCAUGUUUGGCCGCCUAUGAAGUUUGGGUGGAAAAUCGUUGUCGGAUCUGUCGUUGGGUUCUUCGGAGCGGCGUUUGGGAGCGUCGGAGGUGUUGGCGGAGGAGGGAUUUUUGUUCCUAUGCUUUCUUUGAUCGUCGGGUUUGAUCCCAAAACCUCGACCGCUAUCUCUAAGUGUAUGAUCAUGGGUGCAGCGGGUUCAACUGUUUACUACAAUCUUAAGCUGAGGCAUCCAACUUUGGACAUGCCUAUCAUUGAUUAUGACUUAGCAUUGCUCUUACAACCGAUGCUCAUGCUUGGAAUCAGCAUUGGUGUUGCUUUCAAUGUAAUUUUUGCUGAUUGGAUGGUUACCGUCCUCCUAAUCAUCCUAUUCAUAGGCACAUCAACUAAGGCCUUUAAGAAGGGUGUUGAAGCAUGGAAUAAGGAGACUUUGAAAAAGAAGGAGGCUAACAGACAGUCUAAGUUAAAUGUAGGUAGAGGGAAUGAAGAGAUAGAGUAUACUGCGCUUCCUAGUGGACCAAGUAAUAGCACUCAGAUGGAGAAUGAGCUAAUUUUGGAACCAGAGGUUCCAAUUUUAGAGAAUGUCUACUGGAAACAGCUUGGUCUUCUUGUCUUGGUUUGGUUGACAUUCCUCGUCUUGCAAAUAAUUAAGAACAAUACAACAACCUGUUCAGUGUGGUAUUGGAUAGUGAAUUUGCUACAGAUACCUGUCUCUGUUGGUGUGACAUUAUAUGAAGCCAUUAACUUAUACAAGGGAAAGAGAGUCAUUGCAUCAAGGGGACAUGAAGGAAAACCUUGGAAAAUUCAGCAGUUAUUUCUAUAUUCCUUAUGUGGUGUUCUAGGUGGUAUGGUUGGUGGACUGCUUGGUCUAGGUGGAGGGUUUAUUUUGGGUCCUCUUUUCCUUGAGCUUGGUAUACCACCUCAAGUUUCUAGUGCAACGGCCACCUUCUCAAUGACAUUCUCUUCUUCUAUGUCUGUUAUCGAAUAUCAUCUCUUACACCGUUUCCCUGUCCCUUAUGCUAUGUACUUUGUUAUCGUGGCAGCAAUCGCCGCCAUUAUUGGCCAACAUGUUGUGAAAAGAUUGAUUAUUUGGAUGGGCAGAGCAUCUCUAAUUAUUUUCAUUUUGGCUUUCACAAUUUUUGUUAGUGCAGUCUCAUUAGGUGGUGUAGGUAUUUCCCGCAUGAUUGAGCAAAUAAAGCAACAUGAAUACAUGGGUUUUGAGAACCUCUGCAGAUAUUAAGUGUAGAUGAUACCAGAUGCUGAAUACAUGUACUUGGUAAGGUGAACAAUGAUUAGAAAGCUUUCCUGUUUUAUUGUGCUAUGCCUGAGAAAUUUUAUCAGAUUAUCCAUUAGUUGAUGCUCUGGUGGUUCUAAUCCUCUUGCUUUCCUGGAGAAUUCAAGCUUAAUUAUGGUUUCUUGCAUCAUUUAAUAGGAGUGAUUUGCCCAAAUGUUGCAUCUUCAGGGUUAAUUUUAGUGUAUUCCUUGAUCUGAAUUAUUAUCCAGAGCAACAGGACUGGAGUGUAUAAUGUCAUGAAUGUACCUCUUGCUUCAUGAGUAGAUGCCAUAAAAUUAUAUUUUUUU
Dioscorea cayenensis subsp. rotundata (Guinea yam) is the source of this 1807-nucleotide messenger RNA. Its product is annotated as sulfite exporter TauE/SafE family protein 3-like. The coding region runs from base 60 to 1466 and encodes 468 amino acids. Gene Ontology annotation, biological process: protein ubiquitination. The record is from RefSeq and is a predicted model, not a curated record. Gene Ontology annotation, cellular component: membrane; Cul4A-RING E3 ubiquitin ligase complex. NCBI's taxonomy places the organism in Eukaryota, Viridiplantae, Streptophyta, Magnoliopsida, Dioscoreales, Dioscoreaceae. The transcript is spliced from 12 exons.